Molecule: messenger RNA, 2034 nt
Organism: Astyanax mexicanus (Mexican tetra)
Lineage: Eukaryota; Metazoa; Chordata; Actinopteri; Characiformes; Acestrorhamphidae
Product: TOG array regulator of axonemal microtubules protein 1-like
Exons: 5
Coding region: 553-1023 (156 amino acids)
Biological process (GO): microtubule cytoskeleton organization
Cellular component (GO): cilium; cytoplasmic microtubule
Molecular function (GO): microtubule binding
Source: RefSeq, a predicted model, not a curated record
UCCAGUCAGAUGUUGCAUCUACUAUUAUUUUAGUAGCAGCUCAUCACUCUCUCUCUCGCAUUUAGAGAUGGAUUUCAGAGAUAAGAACUUUUAUCUGCCUAAAAUUGCGUCGUGGGUUCCUGGGCUGCCUCUGAUGAGGCGCAAGAACUCCCCACAAUGGGAUUUCCAUCUGCCCAGUCCACCACCCGCGAAACCUGCUGCUAAAACCACGGGCAGCAGGUUUCCCCGACUGAAGGGUCUAGACUCUAGACCCUUCAGACUCUAGACUCUAGACUCUCCAAAGGAGGAGUUCCCCAAGGCCUCGCUCCAUGCUUGCUCUAGACUCUAGAGCAAGCAUGGAGCGAGGCCUUGGGGAACUCCUCCUUUGGAGAGUUACCUUCAAGGCCCCUCCGUUAUCCACCAACUCCUCCAUCUGAGCCUCUGCCUGUCACUACCGUUCCAGUGGUGGUGAAUAAGCCGACAGCCUACAAUUCACCAGGUAGCAGAAUACCAAUUUUAGACAGGCGGAGGAACCUGAGGCCAGUCCAAGCUGUGGUGCAGCCUGAUAACAAUAUGGCUGCCCACAGCAAGGAGGACAAAGCAGGUCAGGUGCCACCAUCCCUGACCAGCGAGGAUCCCCUCAACAGGCCUGAGGAAGCUCUCGGCCAGGCACUGUGCUUCCUGCAGGAUGAGGAAUGGGAAAGGAAAACCGAGGGACUAUGGCUUGUGCGAGCUCUGGCUGAACAUCACGCUGAUGUGGUGCUGCCGGAGCUCCACUACAUCACCACAGCCGUCAUCGCGGAGGUGAAAAACCUCCGCUCUAUAGUCUCUCGGGGCGCCAUAACAACCAUGGCUCACCUGUUCACUCACCUGCGGCGGGAAAUGGACAGUGAGGUAGAGGGCGCUGCUCGCUCCCUCCUUCACAAGGCUGGGGAGACCAGCCUGUUUAUAAGGCAGGGUGUGGAGCUAGCCCUCGGCACUUUAGUGCACCACUGUUCACCUGGCCGAGUCCUGCAAGGAUUGCUGGCUGGUGGACUGAGGUAAAUGAUUGCUAGUCAAAUCAUUCCUGCCGUCAGCACACUGGCUUUCGAUGCAGCCCAGGAAGUGAGGACCCAUGCCCGAGCCGCUUUGAGAUAUCUGGGCGGCCAUAAGAAGGCUGAGAAUGCGGUGGAGAAAUUUGUAAAUUUAAAAGACCAAUCUGCAGUAAAGCAGCUUCUUAAAUAAUUCAUCUUUUAUUUAUUGUUGUCUGUAGUUGAGAUGUUAUUCAGUGUUGAGCUGUUCAGACUGGGUUUGGGGUGGAAUGCUCUUUUCUGGAGAAGUUUACAGACUCAGAGCUGUUCACAGUGGUGGAGAACAGGAACUACAUCUGAAGAGGUGGAUGAGGCAGCGGCUCCACCUUGCUCUUGCCAGAGGCUCUUUCUUAGAGUGCUGGUAAGUGAGGUAACGCAGUUUCUGGGCUCCUCUAGGGAGGUGGGGUCUCUGCUUGGUGGGAAACGCACCGGCCCUGUGGCAUCAGGGCUUCCCAGUCAACCAGCUGGGAAUGUCCCGCCCCCAAACAAGCCCUGCAAAGCUUGUGAGGGGUUCGCCCAGGACCGGCCGGCGUCCCGCAGUCCACCCUUCAGACGUACGGGUCCCGUCUCCAUCACUGUGAUCAGCUCUGUCGGCUUCUCUGGAACAAAGAAUUUCACACCAAACCCACUCUGAACACCUGAACACUGAAUACAUCUCAACCACAACGAAAAAAAUGACUAAAAUGUACUUAUUUGCUUUUUUUAAGUAAAUUUAAUUUUAGAUACAUUUACGUAACUUCAACUUGGGUUCAAGACUUUAAUGUUGCGUAGGGUAAAGAAGUGGACUGAACUUUUCUUUUAGUGAACUUAUUAAAUACUUUAUGAUGCAUAAUAUAUUAUAAUUCCUGUGUUUUAAAUGUCAGGAAUUAUAAUAUAUUGUGUAUCAAAAAUUAUUUGAGUAAUAUUGUAUGUAGAAAUUAGGUAAAGUUCUCGAAAAGAAAGGAUUGACUGAAGUUUCCACUUUUUUACUGUAUGUAAUAUUUAA